Molecule: messenger RNA, 1290 nt
Organism: Hydatigera taeniaeformis
Lineage: Eukaryota; Metazoa; Platyhelminthes; Cestoda; Cyclophyllidea; Taeniidae
Source: the annotation of a GenBank genome assembly
AUGGAAUGCAUGAAAUCGGGCAGUCAACACGAGCUUGUAAAGGAAUAUUUUAGAAUCGUGCAUGAAAGUAUGUCAAAAUUUGGUAAGAAAAAGGAGUUCCUGAAGAAAUUUGGCGAAACCAGAACUGACUUUCAACGCGUCUGCUAUCUUCUCAAGGCUCUGGAAGCCACCAAUUUCGUCAUUCUGCCAGAAACUGUGUCUGGACUUGCAGCGAAAAGCGGUAUUGAAGUGCUUGGAAUGCCGUCCAAGGAAACGGCAUUGAAGGGGCUCAAUGGCAAGUCGGACGAGGUAUCGACUCAGAUACGGGAGCACAGCAACCAGCUGUGGAAAUCACGCCAGGCUACGAAGGCGCUUACGUUUUAUACGGCUGCACUUUUUCAUGCAGCUUCGGAUUCCGUAAAAGCUCUGGCUCUGGGCAAUCGGUCCUGUGUCUUAUUUAGUCUAAAUUGCUUCGAUGAGGCUUCUGCAGAUGCAAGCGAGGCGCUCAAGGUAGGCAAUAUUGAUUUAGGCUUUCCACUGUCAAAAGCAGCACGUCUGCACAUUCGCAUAGCCCAAUGCCACCAAAUACGGGGUCGCCUGCCGGAGGCAAGAAAGCACUUUCAGGAGGCCAUUAGCCUUCUCGAUGAUUCUGAAGCAUCUAUGAGGACUUCGCUUUUAUCAUUGGCUAAACUUGGGUUAUUGGAAUGUAGCACGGAGCAAGAGAAGACGAUGUCGACACCCUCAUCUCCCUCUGAACCCCUCUGGAAGUGCAUUCGUUAUGACCCUCCAAAGUUUUCAAGAGUUCAGACAAUAAAGUUAACAAAGGCGUCUAGUGAUGAUAAACCGGGAACUUCUUGUCGUCUGCUCUCUGCACCAGAUGGAACUGUGCGUCUCAGGAAUACCGGUCAUAAACGCGGCUGGGCGGUUGAAGUUACGAGGGAUGUUCCUGUUGCUUCUAGCAUCCAAUAUGUUAGUGAUCUUCACGUGGGCUUCUGUAGUUCCGCAUGUGCGAAGAGCGCAAUGCGAGCUGAUGGUGGAAGGGACGGAUUGGGUCGCCAUGUCAAUGAUUGUGGUGGACUUGUUCCCUGUCUUCAAUUAGAUAGCUAUGCUGGUUGGUCAAAGGAGGUCAAAGACUCUGUAGGUGGGCCGAAGGUCUCUCGUCUCGCCUUCGCUUGCAUUGCCAGCACCGCACCGGACUGUCUGCUCGACUAUGUUUGCUCCACUGGACGCUAUGAGAGUUUGGACGGUACCCACAAGGCUAUGACAAACAUCCAAGCGUUGCCUCGUUUCUAUGCCUCCACGCUUGUUUAG